Solea senegalensis (Senegalese sole) is the source of this 721-nucleotide messenger RNA. RefSeq lists its product as uncharacterized. The transcript has 8 exons. The record is from RefSeq and is a predicted model, not a curated record. The annotation marks the transcript as partial. Lineage: Eukaryota; Metazoa; Chordata; Actinopteri; Pleuronectiformes; Soleidae.
AUGGCUGUUGCACAGGAGGAGUCGCGUAGCAUGUUGCCGGCUGUUCCUGCUCCUGCUCCUCGUCUGGCUCCGAGGUUGGUUGUGGUUGGAGAGGCCCGCUCUCCACGUCCAUUGCACAACCCAUUGGAUUGGAAGGUGGUUGAACCACGCAGGACGGGGAGCAGCUCGCCCCCUAAGGGAGGGAAGGUUCAGCUCAGGGAUUGUUACAUCCCUCUCACUCCUGUGUGGUUCAGCCCACCAAUGUUGGAGAUGAUGGACAGUGUCCGUCCGGGCAAUCUUGAUCAGAAGGAGCCCAGUACUUCUGCCAAGGGACCAACGGGGGUCAAGCGUCCUAGGAGCCCUUUUGCUCCAAAGAAGAGCUGUGGGAAACAGAAGGUGAAGGUGGAGGAGUGGCCUGAACUUCCCAAGGCUGUGUCGGUGGAAGUGGGGGAUUGGCCUGGAGUGCCCAAGGCUGUGGAGGAGGUCCCUGUGGAGCAUCCCCGCAGACGCAUUGUCUUCAAGAAGAGGCGUACUUCUCAGCAGCAGGUUGCAGCUGCAGAUGUUGUGGAGGUGAUGAGUGGACCAUCACCUGUGACCAUUGAAGACUGUCCCCCUCUGCACAGCUUCCCAGACCUCAUCCAAAGUAAGGUCGCUGCUAAUGUUGAUACUUUGCCGGUAACGUUUGAUGCUGGGUCUGUUAGUUCAGGUGAAGAGGAGAUCAUAGUGGUCUCUGAUACAGACA